AUGCCGGACCCUCCCCAUCCGCUGUCCCCAGAGGUGCCGGAUAGGAGCCUCCGGCUGAGCCCCGGCAGCGAAGCGGCGGGGAGAGAACAGGACUUCCAGGUGCGAGUGCGGAUCGUGGAGGGGCGCCAGCUGCAAGGGAACAACAUCAAGCCGGUGGUGAAGGUGCUGAUCGGGGAGCACGCGUUCCGGACGAGGAUCCGCAGCGGCAACAACCCCUACUACGACGAGGUGUUCUGCCAGAAUUUCCACGAGACGCCCGCCCGCCUCUCCGACGAGCCCAUCCACAUCCAGGUAGGACGGGACGGGUGCAGGGGGCCCCGCUGGGGCCGCAGCCGAUGCCGGAGCGCGGGCUGGCCGAUCCCGCAGGUGCUCGACUCCAUGGCCGUCCGCGCCCAGUCCGUCAUCGGCGUCUUCAAGGACCAGGAGAAGCCGGCGGAGAGCGAGGACGUGGAGGCCAACCUCCUGCAGCCCUCCUUGCUCCCCCCGUGCAUCGCCACGCUGCAGCUCCGCGUCUACCGGGCCGAGGACGUGCCGCGUCCCUCCUCUCCCGGCGCAGAGCAUUCGCCCCGGCAGCGUUUCCAAUCCGUGCUGCCCGGUGGAAAAAGGAAGGGCCUCGCCGUGGAGGUCGGCUUUGCCGGCAGGACGCAUCCCCACAGCAUCCCCACAACAGCCCCCAGCAGCCCCCCACAUCCCCACGGCAGCCCCCAGCAGCCCCCCAGCAGCCCCCAGCCCCCCAACAGCCCCCAGCACCGCCGCCGGUGCCAGCCGCCCUCGCCACCCACCCGCAGGGACCGCGCGGAGAAGGGCGACGUCCUGGGGACGGCCACCCUCCACCUGUCCCAGGUGUCCUCGCCCGGGUCCGAGGUCGAAGGCGGAUCCUCCGGCUUCCUGCCCUGCUUCGGACCCAGCUUCCUCCCCGUCUACGGCGGUCCCGCCGCCGGGCCGGAUCCUGCCGAGGCGCCCGGCACCCCCAGCGGGGACCGCGGCGUGAAUUACCGCGGCCGGCUCCUCCUGGAGCUCAGCACCAGCAUGGAGAGCCCGGCCGGGCGGGAGAAGGCCGCCGUCACCGCCGAGGAUGUCACCAGGGCGGAGCGUUACCUGUCGCGCCGCAAGUUCGGGCUGUGCGCGGUGUUUUACUCGGCCACGCUGCUGCCGGCCGCGGCGGAGCUGGUGCGCUUCGAGCUGAGCAUCGGCCACUACGGCAGCCGCGCCGCCGCCGCCUGCCAGCCGGCCGCUUCCAGCACGCAGCACGGCCACGCCGUCUACGACGGCAACCGCUACUACUACCUGCCCUGGUACGACGCCAAGCCCGUGGUGGCCGUCACCUCCUUUUGGGAGGACGUGAGCCACCGCUGGGACUCGCUCAACGCGCUGCAGGCCGUGCACGACCGGCUGGAGCAAAACCUGGGGGCACUACGCGGCCUCCGCCACGCCGACGAUGCCGCCUGGGCCGACGGCCGGAGGAAGCUGCUCCGCGAGCUGCUCAAGGAUUGCAAGAAGGUGCUGCCGGGGCUGGAGGCGCAGGUGACGCCCACGGUGCUGGACGGGCACCUGCGAGCCGCCCGGCUGCAGCUGCUGCGGCACCUCGUCACCGCCGCUGCCACCGUCACCGCCGACCGCGCGGCCCUGCUGCUGGUGGCCGAGGGCUGGCUGCAGCGGCUGGCCGCCGUCGUGCCGGAGCCGCAGGCCGGCGUGCCCGACGUGGUGCUGUGGAUGCUGCUCGCGGAGCGGCGCGUGGCCUGCGCCCGUCUCCGGGCUUCGGCCGUCGGGGCGUCCCGGAGCGGCGCGGGCGGCAAGCUCUGCGGCACCACCCGGACCGUCUUCCUCACGGCGCCGCGGGGCGAGGGGACGCCGGGUGCCGUCUGCGCCCAGCUCCGCGUCCGGCUCUGGCUGGGGCUGGUGGCGCAGAGCCGGGAGCUGCCGCGGCACCUCGAGGGCACCCUGAGGGUCUACGCCGAGACGGUGAGCACGGGUGGCACGGGUGACACGGGUGACGCGGUGGCACGGGUGACACCGCGGUGGCCCUGCCCUGUGCCGCCGCAGUACGAGAACCAGAUGCGGCUCCUCGGCAAAUGGGCCCCGCGGGGGCUGGCGGCACCCGCCGCCUUCUCCGACCCGGCCGGUGCCGCGGGGCCCCCCCGGGACAAGCUGCGGCCCCCCCCGGGCUGGCGCUGGGACGGCGACUGGAGCGUGGAGCCGCAGCGGCGGCUGCUGCUGGACGCGGAGACCAACGUGGCGGAGGUGCUGGAGGAGGUGUACGAGAACCAGAGCCGGCGGCCCGGCGGGCGGUGGGGGCCGGCACCGGUGCCCCACACCGACGCCGUGAGCGGGGGCGGCCGGGGAGGGCCGGGUGGGGCUGGCCCCGGGGCGGGUGACAUGAGCGCGCUGGGGCUCAGCCCCUGUCGGGUGACACGAGCACCCCAGGGCUCAGCCCCUGGCUGGGAGUACGGGGUGGGCGCGGGGGCCGGGGGCCCGCCACCCGCCUGGCACGCCGCCGAGAAGACCUACCACACGCGGCGACGCCGGCGCUGGCUGCGCACCCGCCGCAGGGACCCCAGUGCCCCGGGCCACCAGCAGGACGUGGCCACCUUCCUCCGGCUGUGGCAGGGACAGGGUGGCAGGGACAGGGCUGGGGUGGCAGGGCUGGAGGAGGGGGGGGGACAGGGAUGCCAGCGUGCUGGAGUCACCCUGGGUCCAUCUCCCCGUGCCACGCCGUGCCGUGCCGUGCCGUGCCCGCAGCACGCGUCGGAGGCGCCGGCGGGUGCCGAGGCCUGGGAAUACGCCGCCUUCCCGGGAUGCCGCUUCCACCUGCAGCCCCGGGCCGGUGACGUCUUCCGCCGCCGCCGCUGGCACCGGCUCCUGGCACCCGAGCGGCCGGGCCCCGUCUGCCCCCUCUUCCUCCUCGAGGGCUCCCUGGUACGGCGGGCGCCGGGGGGGACACACGGGGCGGGGGGGGCCACCAGCACCCAUCGGCUCAGGGAGUCCCCGUUUGCACCCGCAGGGCACCGAGGCGCCGGAUGCCACCGAAAAGCCACCGGGGCCGAGCAGCCCAGCUACUUCCAGCUGCGCUGCUACAUCUUCCAGGCCAUGGGGCUGGUGCCCCACGGCGCCCGGGCCACCGCAGCCGCUGUCACCCCAGAGCCCGUGGCGCACGUGGCCUUCGUGCACGUGAGCCAGCGCACCCGGGCCCUGCCGGCCACCCUGGACCCCCGCUGGGACCAGACGCUGCUCUUCGAGCGGGUGCUGCUCUACGGGGACCCCCGGGGCGUCCGCGCCCAGCCCCCCGCCGUGGUGGUGGAGGUCUUCGACCAGGACGGCGGGGUGCGCUGGGACGGGGGGGCGCCCACGGGUGGGAGGCACCCACGGGUGGGGGGCACCAUGGGUGGGGGGCACCCAUGGGUGGGGAGGACCAUGGGUGGGGAGCAGCAUGGGGCACCUGGGAUGGGGGUCACCCACGAGUGGGGAGCACCCACGGGUGGGGAGGACCGUGGGUGGGGAGCACCAGGGGUGAGGGUGUCCCUGGCCAAGGACGAGCCAUGGGUCGGGGGCACCCAUGGGUGGGGGGCACCCUUGGGUGGGGGGCACCCACAGGCCUCAAGCCCCCCGUUCCCACAGGGCGCCGGCGCCUUCCUGGGCCGCAGCGUGUGCCGCCCGGCCGUGUGGCUGGACGUGGGGCGCCGGCGGGUGCCGCGGCUCCGGCGGGUGCCCAUCACCGGCCCGGCGGGGCCGGCGGGCGAGCUGCUGGCCGCCUUCGAGCUGCUGCGCGACGCCCAGCCUUCCUCCUCACCCUCCUCCUCCUCCUCCUCCUCCUCCUCCUCCUCCUCCUCCUCGCUGCAGGACGGUGCCCUGGCGCAGCUCCUGCCCCCGCCGUGGAGGAAGGGCAUCUUCAGCAUCCCCGCCGGCAUCCGCCCGGUGCUGCGGCCCGUGGCCUUGGAGGUGCUGGCCUGGGGGCUGCGGGGGCUGCGCGGCGGCUCCCCGCUGCCGGCACGGGCGCCCAGUCUGCUGGUGGAGUGCGGGGGGCAGGCGCUGCGGACCCCCCCCAUCGCCGACCUCCGCGCCAACCCCAACUUCCCCGUCAACGCCUUCCUGCUCCCGCUGCACCUGCCCGUGGAGGAGGAGUACGCGCCCCCCAUCCUGCUGCGGGUGCUGGACACGCGGGAUUUCGGCUACCGGCCGGAGCUGGGCCGGGCCAGAGUGCGGAGCCUGCGGCAGUACUGCUGCGAGCCGGCCGCCGAGGAGCCCCCGGAUGGGCUGCCCGGCCCCCCCGCCGCCCCCCAGGGCUGCGUCACCCAGGUGCGUGGCCCCGCGUCCCCCCGCGCUGGCACCCGUCCCGCCGCCGCGGCCCCCUCCCCGCCGCGGCCCCACGUCCCCCCCUCUGCUCCGGGCAGCUGCUGGCCAGGAUCGCCGCCGAGGUGGGGACCGGCGCCGAGGUGGGCACGGCAGCCGGGCCACCACCGGGGCCACCGCCGGGCCACCGCCCCGGUGUCCCUCUCCGCAUCCCCCUGCUGCCACCAGGCCGCCGGCGAGGAAGAGGAGGAGGAGGAAGGCGACUGGUGGAGCAGAUUCUACGCGGCCACGGGGGCCAAGCGGAGCCGGGGGGCGGCCCGGGACGCCCUGACGGUGAGCGCGGGGGACGAGGCGCCGCGGGGGACACGGGGCUGGGGACACUGCCGCCACCGCCACCGCCCGCGCGCCCAGGUCUACGGCUGCGAGCUGGAGGCGGUGCCCGGAUUCGAGGGGCUGCAGGAUUUCUGCCAGACCUUCCCGCUGCACCGCCCCGCCGGCGGCAGCCAGGCCGGCGAGGACCCCGCGCCCGUGGGCGAGUUCAAGGGGCUCUUCCGCAUCUACCCGCUGCCCGAGGACCCCGGGGUGCCGCCGCCGCCGCGCCGCUUCCAGGAGCUGCCCCCCAGCCGGCCCCAGCGGUGCCUGGUGCGGGUCUACGUCGUCCGGGCUUUCGACCUGCCCCCCCGGGACAGCGACGGGCUGUGUGACCCCUACGUCCGCGUCUCGCUGGGGACGGAGAAGGUGGGCGACCGCCAGCAGUACGUGCCCAACACCCUGGAGCCCGUUUUCGGCAGGCUGUUCGAGCUGACGGGCACCAUCCCGCUGGAGAAGGACCUGCAGGUCUCGCUCUUCGACUACGACCUGCUGCCGCCCGACCAGGAGAUCGGCAGCACCAGCAUCGACCUGGAGAACCGCCUGCUGUCCCGCUUCCGCGCCCACUGCGGGCUGCCCCAGCUCUACCGCACCGCCGGCCCCGGGCGCUGGAGGGACCAGCUGACGCCCAGCCGGGCGCUGGAGGGCUUCGCCCGCGCGCGGGGGCUGCCGGCACCCGAGUUCAGCGCCGACGGCACCGCCGUCGCCUUCGGGGGCUCCACCUUCCUCCUCGGCCAGUUCGAGCGCGGGCCCCCCGCGUACCGGCACGCCGGGGCGCCCCGCGAGCGCCUGGCCCUCCACGUGCUCCGCGCCUGCCACCUCGUCCCCGAGCACCUCGAGACCCGCACCCUCUACAACGGCACCCAGCCCGGGCUGCAGCAGGGCAAGCUGCAGAUGUGGGUGGACGUGUUCCCCGCCAGCCUGGGCCCCCCGGGCCCCCCCGUCGACAUCACCCCCCGCAAGCCCCAGAGGUACGAGCUGCGCUGCAUCAUCUGGAACACGAGGGACGUGGACCUGCAGGACACCAGCCUGACGGGGCAGAGGAUGAGUGACAUCUACGUCAAGGGGUGGCUGGACGGGCUGGAGGAGCAGGGGCAGAAGACGGACGUGCACUACCGCUCGCUGGAGGGAGACGGCAGCUUCAACUGGCGCUUCGUCUUCCCCUUCGACUACCUGCCCGCCGAGCAGCUCUGCGUCCUGCCCAAAAAGGAGCACUUCUGGAGCCUGGACGAGACGGUGCUCAAGGUGCCCCCCAAGCUCAUCCUCCAAGUGUGGGACAACGACAAGUUCUCCGCCGACGACUUCCUCGGCGUCCUGGAGCUGGAGCUCACCCGGCUGCCGCGGCCGGCCCGGCGGCCCCGCGACUGCAGCCUGGAGCUGCCGGGGACCCGGCGGCCCUGGCGGGGGGUCCCGGCCCCCCGCGUCUCCCUCUUCCGGCAGGGAAGCGCCCGCGGCUGGUGGCCCUGCUCCGUGGAGCGGCAGGGCAAGCGGCGCCUCUCGGGGAAGCUGGAGCUGAGCCUGGAGCUGCUGCCGGCAAAGGAGGCGGCAGAGCGGCCGGCGGGGAAAGGACGGGACGAGCCCAACAUGUACCCGACCCUCCAGCCGCCCCUGCGGCCGGACUGGUCCUUCCCGUGGCUGCAGGCGCCGCUGCGGACGCUGCGCUACGCGCUGUGGCGGCGGAACCGCUGCCGGAUCAGCGCCGGGCUGGCGCUCUGCCUGCUGCUGGCCCUGCUCCUCGCCUUCGUCUACGCGGCCCCCGUGAGUCGGGGGGCCGCGGCAGCCCCCCCUUGGCAUCCCCCGAGCCCCCCCGACGCUCACGCUGUCCCUCGCUGCAGGGUUACCUGGCCAUGAAGGUGGU
This is a messenger RNA of Dromaius novaehollandiae (emu), 6514 nucleotides long. RefSeq names its product fer-1 like family member 5 (gene FER1L5). Gene Ontology annotation, biological process: macrophage activation involved in immune response; negative regulation of phagocytosis; T-tubule organization. The record is from RefSeq and is a predicted model, not a curated record. Gene Ontology annotation, cellular component: membrane; cytoplasmic vesicle; T-tubule. The transcript is spliced from 35 exons. NCBI's taxonomy places the organism in Eukaryota, Metazoa, Chordata, Aves, Casuariiformes, Dromaiidae. The coding region runs from base 1 to 6507 and encodes 2168 amino acids.